UAUUAAAAUGGUACAGAUGGCGGUGAAGUUCUCUUACGUUUGCUCAUUUUUUUUUAAAGAGCACGUUAUAUGGUGAUUACAUGGUUAGGAUUCGAGAAAAAUAUUUAUUAUAAAUUGAACACGAUUUGUUAAGUACGUGCAUAAACCGACUGCAAUUUGUAUGUAGAGUACAUUUGCGCUAACAUGUUUAAAUAAAUGGUCUAAUAAAAAAAUUUUGAGAAUUUUUCUUUAGAAGAUGAAGAGAGAAUUUGAUGAUAAUUUUACCACUGGUAAAACUACCACUGGUAUCAGGCAGAAAUGGUACGAAGAGUAUCCCAAAGCAGAAAGACCUUGCAAACAUUCCAAAUCUGAAGCUGACAUUUUGUACUUAAGGGAUGACGCAAAAAAGUGUCUGGAUGCGGAAACUGCUGCCUUUCAAUUGAAACAAUCUAAAUUAUACAAUUCGGAGACAAAAUGGUUGAAAACUGCAUUGCAACGGGGUACCACUUCGGAUAAGGUAGCAGCCAGUAUAGUGCUGGUGCAAGAUAAUCCGAAAUAUAAUCUGAGCCGUCUGGUAUCUUUGAUAUCCCAAGUGCGAGGCGCCAAGCACAAUCAGUGUGGUAUGAUUAUCAUGUCAUUGAAAGAACUUUUUCUGACUGACCUGUUGCACCCUCAGUUCAAGUUGUUGAAAUUGGAAGAACAGGAUUUGGAUGGACUCAAUAUAGAGAAUGAAGGAAAUUCUAUUGUCAAAACGAACGCUGCUAAAAAUAGAUUAUUGGCGCACUGGUACUUUGAGGAUCAAUUACGCGAGCAGUACGAACAUUUUGUUCAGAACCUGUCUGCUGUGGCCUCUGAUACGGUUGAUACAAAUCGUGAGAAAGCCAUAUCUGCGAUGACUGAUCUGUUGGUAGGUAAUGCUGAGCAGGAGCACAAGCUGCUAGAAUUACUUGUGAAUAAAAUCGGCGAUCCGAACAAUAAGGUUGGCUCUAAAGCUGUAUUCUGCAUCAAUAAACUAUUGAACGAGCAUCCGAAUAUGAAGCUUGUAGUUCUGCGCGAAGUCGAGAAACUGCUGUUUAGAAAAAAUGUGAGCCAACGUACUCAGUAUUAUGCUAUAUGCCUGCUGGCACAGUAUGUCUUGAAUAAAAACGACGAGGAGGUAGCUGCUACACUGAUAGAAGUGUACUUUGCAUUUUUCAAAGCAUGUUUAAAGAAAGGGGAACCUGACAGUAGAAUGAUGGCAGCGAUUCUAAUGGGCGUUAAUCGAGCGUAUCCUUUUGCCAAGAUAGACUCGAAGAUAUUAAAUGAGCAUAUUGACUCGAUCUACAAAGUAGUGCACCUUGGCUCAUUUAAUGUCUCUCUCAAUGCACUUAGCUUGCUGCAUCAAAUAACAGGUAAGGACGAAUCUCAGGCGAACCGAUUUUACUCAGCUUUUUACAAGAAGCUACUCGAUCGGCAAAUAGGAGUAGCGAAUAAACACGCGGUGUUCCUUAACUUGUUGUAUCGAGUUCUUCAGAGAGAUCAAAGUAUAUUACGUUUAUAUGCUUUUAUCAAAAGAAUCUUGCAAAUUACUUUCUACUUUCCUGCGAAUAUGGCAUGUGCUAUGUUAUACAUCGUUUCUAAGAUUCUUCAAAGCCGCCAAAAUUUGAAACAUAUAUUGCUCAAGUCACAUAAGGCUAUUAAAGUUGAAAAUGAAGUAUGCGAAGUAAACGACAAUUCGUCAGAUACGGAAGACAUUUGUGAAAUAGAAAAUGAAAACUCCAUUAUGUUAUCGAACGUUACGAUUGGUGCGGAUAUGUCGGAAACGAAACCUGAUGUGAAGAAAGAGACCGAUAUAAAAGUUGAGGCGGAAGAAAUAAAGUCAUAUGAUCCUUUUUGUCGAAAUCCCCUAUACGCGGGAGCAGUCAAGGGACUCAAUACCGAGCUCGAAGCAUUAUCUAGGCAUUUUCAUCCGAGCGUCGCUUUAUUCGCGAAUCAGAUUAUUCAAGGGAAAUCGAUUGCAUACACGGGUGAUCCCUUGGAGGAUCUGACGUUAAUUCGAUUCUUGGAUCGGUACGUUUUUAAAAAUCCAAAAAAGUUGGAAGACAAGAAGGUGCAAAAAAAGAACGACCCCCUGGCGCGACGUGCCGGAUACUCGCCUAAGGGUAUACGAGCUCUUCCGGUCGAUAGCGCGGCGUAUCUUGACGAAAGGGAAGAGCGGAUACCGGUAGACGAGUUAUUUUUAUAUCGAUAUUUGAAGCAAAAGAACGAGGUCAAGAAACGUGUCAAAAAAGAAGACGAUGACGAAGAUGAUGAAGACGCAAACAGCGUCAACAGCGAAGAAUUUAACGAUAUGUUGGAUCAUAUGGGCGCCAGUCGUAUGGACGACUUCGAUGAUUUGGACAUUGCGGCAAAUAUCAUACCUAGAAAGAAGAAAGGUAAAACAGAUGAGUCUGAUGAUGAUGAUGAAGACGAGAAUGAUGCAGAUGACGAUGAUCAAUUUGAAGAUGACGAUAUUAUCGAUGAUGCAUCUGAAGAUCUCGAUGAAGAUGUUGUGGAUGAUGACGGCGACUUGCAAGAUUUAAGCGAUAUUGAUCUUGAAGACGUAGAUGAUGAUUUAAGCGAUAUGGAGUUUAAUGAUUCUGAAGACGACGAAGUCGUAGAUAAUGAAUUGAUCUCGAGUUUGAAUAAAAAACUGAACGCGAAAGAUUCGAAGAGUAAAGAAAAGCAAAAUAAAAAAGGGAUCGAUAGCAAUAUAUUUGUAUCAGCAGAGAAGUUCGCAGAGAUGUUGGAGGAACAAAAUAAAACGAGGGGAAAGCACGGUGGUAGUAACGUCUUCAGCAGCAGCGAUGGCGCUUCCGUUAAACAAAUAGAUUGGGAAAUGAAACGACAUGAACGAAUAAAAGGAACAUUUGGAUCAUUCAAGAAUAAGCGAAAAUCUAAUCGAUCAUCUAAUAAUAAUCGUGUUAAAAGAAUCAAACGAUAA
Messenger RNA from Solenopsis invicta (red fire ant), 2941 nucleotides. RefSeq names its product CCAAT/enhancer-binding protein zeta (gene Noc1). Lineage: Eukaryota; Metazoa; Arthropoda; Insecta; Hymenoptera; Formicidae. The coding region runs from base 236 to 2941 and encodes 901 amino acids. Gene Ontology annotation, cellular component: nucleus. The transcript is spliced from 5 exons. The record is from RefSeq and is a predicted model, not a curated record.